Messenger RNA from Aedes aegypti (yellow fever mosquito), 786 nucleotides. RefSeq names its product NECAP-like protein CG9132. The transcript has a single exon. Gene Ontology annotation, cellular component: clathrin vesicle coat; membrane. Gene Ontology annotation, biological process: endocytosis. Lineage: Eukaryota; Metazoa; Arthropoda; Insecta; Diptera; Culicidae. The record is from RefSeq and is a predicted model, not a curated record. Bases 487 to 780 code for a protein of 97 amino acids.
UUCGUUUCUGUUGUGGAUGUCAACUCAGAGCAGAGAAAACACAAAAGAAAAAAAAUCUUCCGUCGUUUCGUUUGUAUGCGCGAGUGAGAGUGCAAAGGAAGAAAGUUUUUACAAAGCAGCAAAAGCGAAUAAUCAUCAUUGCUGUUGGAGGUGGUGUUUUUCUCCGCGAAUUCGAAAACCGAUUUUUUCCACUCGCGUCAGCAGAUUCCGUAUCGCCAGGAAAGCAUUUUAUCGCGACGCGUUCCCUUCCGGACCCGCAACGAAAAACAUUCCACUGAACCGUGACCGGAAGUGAUUUUGAAACUCCAGCAGAAAAGGGGGGCGUAUUUUUGGAAGGCCCCAAGCGUUUGUGUGUCACCGCGAGAUUUUUGCUUUCUCAGCCCUAAGAAAAAGCGACUCUUCCUGAUUCUGGUGAUUGAUAAGGGAACGAGAAUCGAAAGCGCAAGGCAAGGAAGCAUAACAAUCAUUGUUGGAUAUUGAUAAGCCAUGGAGUACGAAAGCGUAGUGCUGGUCAAGCAGGAAGUGUUCGUCUACAAGAUCCCCCCGAGGCAGAGUAACCGUGGCUACCGGGCCGCGGAUUGGAACCUGGGCGAGCCAACGUGGACCGGCCGAUUGCGGAUGGUGUCCAAGGGGAAGACGCUGGCCGUCAAACUGGAGGACAAAGUGACGGGGGCACUGUUUGCCAACUGUCCCAUCGAGGCGUACCCGGGAGUGGCCAUCGAAGCCGUGUCCGACAGCUCCCGGUACUUCGUGCUGCGGAUACAGGACGAUAAUGGUUAGUACGGG